AUGCGCCUGGCAGACACGAGCUACGUGCCGACACUCAGGCAGGUCCUGUACGCGCUCAUCGCCACCUCGUCGGUCGUGCUCGCGAUCCUCUCGGCCACCCUUCUCGCCUACCAGCUCCGGUGGACCAUCGGGUACAACAAGCCUGUCCCUGCCCUCCUCGUCUGCGCUUCCCUCACGGUCCUCCACUGCGCCUGGUUCCUCGCGCCGGUUCAGCCGACCGCACCGCCUCGUCGCCGCCUCGCCGCCUCAAUCCAGGUCGAGCUCGCGUCCCUCGCCGUCUCUGCCCUGUUCACCCUCGGCGGCGUGUCGCGCCUCGGAACGGCGACGCCGGGCCUUCUCUCGUCGUGCGGCGGGUACUUCGUCUGUUCGGCGCUGCAGGGGUGCUACUCUCUCGCGUGGAUCUCCUUCCUUUUCCUCGCCCUCCUUUUCGCCUCCCUCCUCGCCGCCACGCUGUACCACCGCCGCCGCACCCCACACCUCUCGGUCUUCCGCCAGCCGUGCGUCUUCGUCGAAUGGGCGAUGUACUCGCCCCGAGCGGUGAGGCUGCCGGGCCCGGGAGGAGGACUCGCGAGCGAGGGAGCAGACUGGCGACAAGGACGAGAGGCGGACGAGGGCAAGCUGUAG
This is a messenger RNA of Rhodotorula graminis WP1, 624 nucleotides long. RefSeq lists its product as uncharacterized. Bases 1 to 624 code for a protein of 207 amino acids. The record is from RefSeq and is a predicted model, not a curated record. The transcript is spliced from 3 exons. NCBI's taxonomy places the organism in Eukaryota, Fungi, Basidiomycota, Microbotryomycetes, Sporidiobolales, Sporidiobolaceae.